AUGGAUGAAGAUCAAGGCCCGUCGCAAAUCGUCCCCGGGACGGCUCCCAAGAGGACCAUGGGAGACCGCCUCCGCGGCGCCAAGAACAGGUUCUUCACCAAGGACGGCCUUGUUGGCGACUACGACUACGCCUUUCUGUUCCGGCCCAACCUGCCCUUCAUGAGGAAGAGCCAGAGGGCCGCCCCCUUCUUCGGCCUGAACGACCGCAUGCCCACGCUGCUGGCCCUGCUGCUGGGCUUCCAGCAUGCCCUCGCCAUGCUGGCCGGCAUCAUCACGCCGCCCAUCCUGCUGGGUGGCUCCGCCGGCGCCAACCUCACGGGCGAGAUGCAGCAAUACCUCGUCUCGACCGCCUUGAUCGUCUCCGGCCUCCUGUCCAUGAUCCAGAUCACCAGGUUCCACAUCCUCAAGACUCCCUACUACGUCGGCACGGGCUUGAUCUCCGUGGUCGGCAUCUCCUUUGCCAUCAUCCCCGUCGCCCAGGGCGCCCUCUCGCAGAUGUACGCCAACGGCUUCUGCCCAACGGACGCCGCGGGGAACAAGCUCCCUUGCCCCGAUGGCUAUGGAGCCAUCAUCGGCUCUAGUGCUCUCUGCGCCCUCAUCGAAAUCGUCAUCUCCUUCAUGCCGCCCAAGAUGAUGAUGCGCGUCUUCCCGCCCAUUGUGACAGGCCCAACAGUCAUGCUCAUCGGCAUCAACCUGAUCAAGUCUGGUUUCCAGAACUGGAUGGGAGGCUCCGGCGGCUGCGCGAACCCGACCUCCGACUUCUUUGCCCGGUGCCCCAACAUCGACGCACCUCACGCUCUCCCCUGGGGCUCUGCCGAGUACCUGGGUCUGGGGUUCUCCGUCUUCAUCACCAUCAUCCUCUGUGAGCGGUUCGGCGCCCCAAUCAUGAAGUCCACCUCCGUCGUCAUCGGUCUGCUCGUUGGAUGUAUCAUCGCCGCCGCCUGCGGCUACUUUGACCGCUCCGGCAUCGACAGUGCCCCUGCCGCUUCCUUCAUCUGGGUGCACACCUUUAAGCUCACCCUCUACGGACCCCUCAUCUUAGCUGUCGAGUUGACGCGCGUGAACAGGCCCUUGCUAGCUGUGUACAUCAUCUGCGCCACCGAGGCCAUCGGAGACAUCACGGCGACCUGCGAUGUGUCUCGCCUCGAGGUCGAGGGCCGCCUGUUCGAGUCCCGUAUCCAGGGCGGUGUGCUUGCCGACGGCAUCAAUGGUGUUCUCGCCGCACUCAUGACCAUCACCCCCAUGACGACGUUUGCCCAAAACAACGGUGUCAUUGCUCUCACCCGUUGCGCCAACCGCAGCGCUGGCUACUGCUGCUGCUUCUUCCUCAUCAUCAUGGGCAUCUUUGCCAAGUUCGCCGCCUCGCUUGUCGCCAUCCCCUCCUCGGUCUUGGGCGGCAUGACCUCCUUCCUCUUCACCGCCGUCGCCGUCUCCGGCAUGGCCAUCAUCACAAAGGGCGUGCCCUUCAACCGCCGCAACCGGUUCAUCCUCACGGCCGGCCUGACGCUCGGCUACGGUGCCACACUGGUCCCGACCUACUUUGACAACGUCUUCACCUACGCCGGCGACAACCGCGGUCUCCGGGGGUUCCUCGACGCCAUCGUGCUCAUCAUGGAGACGGGCUUCGCCAUCACGGCGUUCGUGAGCAUGCUUCUCAACUUUGUCCUCGACGAGGAGAUUGAGGACACGGAAGGCCACGACGUCGUCCCUGCCACUGGUCCUGUCCCUUCCAAGGACGUCAACGGCGGAGACAGUGCCCGCGGUGCCGACUCGGAGGAUAUCCAACCCGUUGGACACAGUGGCGGUGCCAAGGGCGACGAGAAGCUGUCUUGA
Molecule: messenger RNA, 1833 nt
Organism: Colletotrichum spaethianum
Lineage: Eukaryota; Fungi; Ascomycota; Sordariomycetes; Glomerellales; Glomerellaceae
Product: uricase
Exons: 8
Coding region: 1-1833 (610 amino acids)
Biological process (GO): transmembrane transport; xanthine transport
Cellular component (GO): fungal-type vacuole; membrane
Molecular function (GO): xanthine transmembrane transporter activity
Source: RefSeq, a predicted model, not a curated record